CGGAUUCAUCUUACCGCAACAAUUGUUACGUGUGUAAUUGGCCUUACGCAAACGAGCAUGCGUAGCCAGAGGUUUUCGGUGCGUGAAAUGCCUGAGGGUAAGUCGAAGGUGACGUCACACCUAGAGUACAAGGGAUAGGCCUCACUCUCAUUGCACCCACCGCACUCCCUUUUUUGUUGGUUGUCUAUUCCGACCUUUAACCCCUUCUAAAAAUAGAAUAUUUCAAGACCUCUUCUAGGGAGAAACCCUGGAACCUUGAAGCUGGAACUUGUGGAUUAAUUAAAGCUAUUACGUUAUUUGUACUUGUAUCUGUUUUUUUUUUACAUUUGUUAUUAACCAUACAUAUAUACUUCCAUAUAUGCUGUGUAAAAUAAACCUUUUUAUUUUCAUUUCACUUUGUUUUACCCCAAGACAUUUAUUGUCACAAGUAAAUCGAAUCUUUUAGAAUCUUUUCAAAACAUCUUGAGAGAAUUCUUUUUUUUUUUUUUUUUUUUAAGAAAAGAACCUACUACAACUGGCGCAGUGAGUAGGAUUCGUCAAUCUUGUGGCAAUAGUAAUCUUGGGUAAAACAUUUUUCUGAAAUAUAUAUCUACAAAGUUGUAGAUAUUUUCAAAAAUUGUAUUAAUGAUUUCAAAUCUCCACAGGUAGAUAUCUUGUACCGUGAAAAAGGUCCUGGUGUAAAAGCUUACGAGAGUGGUGUGGUGAGUAACAUUGUAAACCCCAGGCAUUUGAAAAGGGAGCUUAAGGUGAGGUGGACUGUUUACUUGGUGUCGUGGCAGAGUUGUACCCAGUUAAAGUAAAACUAUAACGGGCCGUAUUCUUCACUUUGUAUACUGCGACAUCAGACUCGGAAGCUGUAUCUCGCUUCAUUCAGAAUUCAUAAGUUACGUUAAGGAGCUUUCCUACAGUUCUUCGUAAUUAGGGCGAUCAGUUGGCGAUUCAUAACAUUGCGACUGUGGUACGCCGUGCUUGGGGAAGCAAUUCCUUGCUUUCUUGUCUUGGGGGUUUGAAUGCGUUCAUUUUCUUCAGCUUCCAACGACUUGUUUUGAUUUGUAUUUAGAAUUCUUACAAUGGCGCAACUCCUUGAAAUUAUCGAGAGAGCUCGAGCACUUGGUUUAAGUGGCGAAGCUGCGGAAAAGCUCAUUGUAAAGGAACAAGAAAUGUUAAAGGAAAGGGUUGAUAGAGAGGAGAGAGUUGCAGAAAGGGAACUCCGAAAGCUAGAGUUAGAAAGCGCCGAAGCUGACAAACAACGCGUUGAAGCGGAAAAGCAACGAGCACAUGAGCUUUUAAUAGCUAAUUCGGGUUCAAACAGAGCGCAGGAAGUUUCGAGUAAUUCAGCAGGCCUGCCAUACUUGGAGGGAUUUAAAUUGCCUUUAUUUACUGACGGAGAAGACGAAUUAGAUAGUUUUUUACAAAGAUUCGAGAGAUUGGCAGACAUUUAUAAGUGGAGACGAGAUGAUUACCACGUAUACUUAGGGUCGUGCUUGCGAGGCCGCGCGUUGAAAGUCUACACAUCCUUGCCAGACGAGAGUAUUACGGACUACAGUAAGCUGAAAGAAGCUUUACUAAAAGCUUACACUGUUGAUGCGGAUUCAUACCGCCGAAGAUUUAGGGAGAGUAAAAUCAAGGAUAAGGAGAGUUAUAUUCAACUCAUCGUAAGAAUGAAACAUGAUCUAGAAAGAUGGUUAAGCAUGAGUAAAGUACAUAAAAACUAUGAAUCUUUGUGUGAUUUUCUCGUAAUUGAGCAACUACUAAUGAACUGCGGUCAUGACCUGAGGGUAUUUCUGAAGGAACGUGGCUACAGCACUUCUCAUGACGUGGCAGAAGCGGCCGAUCGAUAUCGCGGAGCGCACAAUUAUCGUGAAGUUAAACCCCGCACAUCUGCCAAGCUUGUUUUUUCACGAGAAAACGCAGAUUUAGUUAAAUGUCGCGGCUGCGGAAAAUCGGGCCACAUUCGUCCCCAGUGUCCCGACAAUCCCCGUAAUUACAAACUAAAGUCUAACGAAGCCAAAGUAAACUUUGUGUUCGAAGCAGAAAUUGUGCCAGCUAAUAGCGUGUCUGAUCCGAAUGGAAGAUUGUGCGAAAAACCGGCUAAAGUAGUCUUGGAUACAGGUUGCUCUAGCGUAAUCGUAAAUGAAAAUUUGGUUCCUUCUAGAUUCAAACUUGGUCAAGCAGCUAAGGUAUACGAUUUCCUUGGUGUCCCUAGUAUCUUUCCCAGAGUGAGAUGUCUGAUACAAAGCAAAUUCUUCACUGGUUGGGUUAACGCGAUCGCGGCGCCGAUUAAAUUUGCAGAUGUUUUAAUAGGCCUCAUUCCUGGCGUUAAACUGCCUUCUGAUAAACCGCACCCUCAGCAUAACAUAGCUGAUAAAGUAACUGAGGAUAUCGUUAACACUGUAAAAGCCGAGAAAAAGAAGCUACGUUCAUCCGACCUUAAGGUUGAUUAUGCAAACUUUAGUAAUGGUGAAGUUGCCCUUAAUGUUCAAACCCGCUCAUUGAAAAUUAGCAACGCUAAAACUAAUGCCCUUUCUUGCCCUGAUUUCUUUAAAUUGAGUAUCAAUAAGGAUGAUUUUUCCAGAGAACAACAGUCCUGUACUACUUUAAGAUCCAUACGUGACAAGAUUAUGAAUGAUGAUAUAAUUAAAAACAAAGGUCGCUCUGUAAGCUACCAGGUAAUUGAUAAAUUAGUGUAUAGGGUUUGUAUAGCCAGCCAAAAUGAUUAUGAAGUAGGAGCGAAACAGUUGGUGGUUCCCGCGAAAUACCGCAUUGAUGUAAUGCGCCUUGCUCACGAUGCCCUCACGGCUGGACACUUCUCGCACCGUAAAACUUCCAGUAAGAUUUUUGAUUACUUCUUUUGGCCUGGUGCCGGAGCUGACAUUAAAAGGUUUUGCCGUUCGUGUCCUAAAUGCCAGAAGUUUUCAGCUAGAGGAAGCGUAAGGAAGGUGCCAAUGAAAACGAUCCCCGUCAUAUCGGUGCCAUUCUCUCGUGUAGCCAUAGACCUUGUUGGCCCAAUUACUCCAUGUUCGGAAAGGGGACACAAGUAUAUCCUAACACUAAUAGAUUAUGCCACUAGAUAUCCCGAGGCCGUACCUCUUAAAAAUGUUGAUACUAUAACGGUUGCCGAAGCUUUGGUUGAAAUCUUCUCUCGCGUAGGCAUACCGAAGGAAAUAAUGUCUGACCGCGGAUCCCAGUUUAAGUCUGAUCUUAUGAGCGAAAUUCACCGUCUACUCUCCGUUAAAGCUUUGUAUACAUCACCAUAUCAUGCAUGUUGCAAUGGUGCCGUCGAAAGACUUAAUGGUGUACUAAAAUCUAUUAUCAAGAAGCUCUGUUCGGAACAUCCAAAGGAAUGGGACCGCUAUAUUCCAGCAGCACUCUUUGCCUAUAGAGAAAUCCCUAAUAGUAGUUUAAAGUUCUCCCCCUUUGAACUUUUGUACGGGCGUAAAGUACGUGGUCCACUAAGUAUACUACACGACCUUUGGACAAAUGAUGGCAUUGAUAACGAGGUAAAAACUACAUACCAAUAUGUGCUAGACCUCCGUUCACGAUUAGAGGAGACGGCCAAGCUGGCAGCAUCCCAUGCUAAUAUUAGUAGUAAAAAUUACAAAGCCUACUACGAUUUAAAAAGUAGACCACGUAAACUAGAGAUCGGAGAUGAAGUGCUUGUUUUGUUGCCUACAAGCACUAAUAAAUUAGUUAUGCACUGGCGUGGGCCGUAUCCUAUAAUCCGAUGUCACGAAAAUGGUGUAGAUUAUAUUAUAAAAAUGCAAGUAAAGAUAAAUUGUUCCACAUAA
Penaeus monodon (black tiger shrimp) is the source of this 3788-nucleotide messenger RNA. RefSeq lists its product as uncharacterized. The record is from RefSeq and is a predicted model, not a curated record. Gene Ontology annotation, molecular function: nucleic acid binding; zinc ion binding. Gene Ontology annotation, biological process: DNA integration. The transcript has 2 exons. The coding region runs from base 1071 to 3788 and encodes 905 amino acids. NCBI's taxonomy places the organism in Eukaryota, Metazoa, Arthropoda, Malacostraca, Decapoda, Penaeidae.